AUAAGACGAGUGCGUGGUCCUUGCAUUCACUAUUAAAAUGUUUUCCGUCGUAAACUUUAAGUUGGACCGUUCGGUGCAAUUAGUGCCAUCAAGCUGGAUAAGUGCUGAUAAGCGCCUUUGUUCUUGGCCACCUGGCCCAAGUAGUAACGUCACAUCAUUAAUAAAGAGAGUUGAGAAGCCAAAAAAGUCCUGGCCAAAGUUGGAUGUCACAUGUUGGAAAACUGCAGAUACAUUUCUAGAAGGACGACAAUUGGAAGAUGCUGCCCGAUUUACUGGUGACCUGGACACUUCUGACGCAGAGGGCGGGGAAGAAAAUAAUCCUCCCAAAAUCCUACGAUUAUCUCUUAUGACCGACGCCAACCAAGAACAAGGCGAGGAAGUGUCGCAAAUUGGUGUUACAGACGACGGUUCAAGUCUUGUAGCUGUGGGAGGAAAUGUGUUCCGACUCCAGCUCUUUAAUGGAGAGGAAAUGACUACUGGAAGUCGCUCACAGAUUGACCCGAAUUCCGACAAUCCAUGUGGAACAGGAGGUGAUCUGGUUGUCCAACCUGAAGGCGGUAACAUUAGCCAUGACGGACAACAGAAUGACAACGCCGGGUCGUCGGGCUCAACCAGAAUAAUCCCAAAUUUAGAUGCCAUUUGUAUGAGACAGUUAGCUUUAGAGGAAACGAUUGCAAAAGAGUUAUCAUCAAUUAAAGAGGAUAUUCGGACUAUCUUGAUUAAAAUUUAGAUAUAGAAAAUAUAUUAUUGGCACAAAAAUGGGAAAUAACUGUUUUUUAUUAAAAAAUAAUGACCUUGUUAUUGUCAAUAGAAUAUAUAAGGAGAAUUGCAAAGUUAUGAUUGAAUGUAAAAAAUUCACAACAAGAACUGCAGUUAAUAAUUAUCCUAUUAAUACCUCUAUUUUAAAAAUAUUUAAUGUGUCAUUAAGAAAUAUAUCCAGGUGUACGAAUAAUGUAGAAAAUAUUUGUCAGAAAUGUGUCCUAAUUCCAGUAAAAAGUAAUUCUAUAGAUGAGUAUUUUUGUAUUCCUAUGUUGUGAAUAAUUAAAAACGUGGAAUAUUAUUUAAAUUUA
Folsomia candida is the source of this 1070-nucleotide messenger RNA. RefSeq lists its product as uncharacterized. The coding region runs from base 38 to 730 and encodes 230 amino acids. Lineage: Eukaryota; Metazoa; Arthropoda; Collembola; Entomobryomorpha; Isotomidae. The transcript has 4 exons. The record is from RefSeq and is a predicted model, not a curated record.